Molecule: messenger RNA, 1138 nt
Organism: Acromyrmex echinatior (Panamanian leafcutter ant)
Lineage: Eukaryota; Metazoa; Arthropoda; Insecta; Hymenoptera; Formicidae
Biological process (GO): protein folding; protein peptidyl-prolyl isomerization
Cellular component (GO): cytoplasm; intracellular membrane-bounded organelle
Molecular function (GO): peptidyl-prolyl cis-trans isomerase activity; cyclosporin A binding
Source: RefSeq, a predicted model, not a curated record
UUCUGCACAUACUUCUCGCAUCGUUCUUGCACCGCUACGUCGUAAUCGUGAUUGCAGUUAAAAAAACAGACCUGCAAUGUCUGUAUCAGGUCAUCAUUUGGGAGAAAAUCGUAAAAGUAUGAAGUGCUUAUUGAUCAUCAUUCUCGUGGCUAUUACCUCGACCAUUAAGGCAGAAACGUUUAGAGUCACUGAUCAAGUAUAUUUCGAUAUAAUGAUUGAUAAUCAUCCAGUUGGUAGGAUUGUUAUUGGCUUAUUCGGCGAUAUUGCGCCAAAAACAGUGAAAAACUUUAUCACUUUUGCUACUACUGGUAUAGCUGGAAAAAAAUAUGCAGGGACCAAAUUCCAUCGCGUGAUAAAGAAGUUCAUGAUUCAAGGUGGUGACGUCGAAAAUGGCGACGGUACUGGUUCCAUUAGUAUUUAUGGAAAAUAUUUCGACGAUGAAACUUUUGAAGUAAAACAUACCGGACCAUUGAUCGUCAGCAUGGCAAACGCUGGAAAGGACACCAAUGGUUGUCAAUUUUUCAUUACUACCAUACCAACUCCUUGGCUAGAUGAUCACCAUACAGCAUUUGGAAAGGUGGUUAACGGUGAAGCUGUAGUCUUUAAGAUCGAACAGACCAAAACGGAUAGCGAUGACAUUCCAUUUGUGCCUGUAAUAAUCUAUGACAGUGGAAUUCUUCCAACGGAGCCAUUUACUAUAUCAGAUAACCCUUACGAUGCAUGGGCGUGGAUUAAGGCGACCUGCGUACCGUUGGGAUUUAGCUUCUCGAUACUUGCGAUCUUUCAUUAUAUGAUGAAACAAUUGAAUGUUUAAAUGACAAUCUUGAUACGAAAGACUGAUUUAAAAAAUGAAUUCAUGUCUUUAUUGGAUCUAAAAAUUUAAUAUUUAUUUUUAUAUGUAAAAUUGUGUAUAAUUGCAUAUUACUUAUGUAUCAGUUUUAUAAAAGAGUUACAUUACUCGUAUACUAUAGCUAAUACAAUGGAAUAUGGUUUGCUUCUUAUAAGAUAACAUGCAUGAGAAGAAAGAAACAUCAAGCGCCAUCUCUGUAAAGGUUAAUUGUUGAAACUGCUAUGUAGACAUAAAAAUAUUUAAAAAAAAUUAUUUCAUUUACUUUAUAAUAAAUUGAAUAAAAUGCAA